AUGACGAGUUUGACAAGUCUCUUCCUUGUUAAGGAAAUGCUUCAUGCGAUUAAAGUGCUUCAUCAGAUGGAUGUUAUGGAAAUUCCCGAUAGAUAUAUACUAGUGCGAUGGAGGCUAGAUGCAAAGGAUUGUUCAUCUAAAGACAAAAAAGUUAUAGUGAAUGAGGUUGAUCCCAAGUUGGUGAUAUCGGCGCGUUAUAGACAUCUUUGUCCUAGAAUAGUAAAAUUAGCAACUCGAUCAUCUGAAUAUGAUACUGUAUAUGAGUUUGUGAACAAUAGUAUUUCUGAUUUGUGUGUAAAAGUGGAUAAUAUGAUCAUUGCAGUAAAUAGCUCAAAUACUUCAAGUAGUGGAGGCCCCAUUGACAUGGGAUUAAAUGAUAUUGAUCCAAAUUUUGAAAGAGUUAAGGGUUUGAAAAAGAAAGACAAUGUACAAAAGAGUGGUAGUAGGUUAAAGCCUUAG
Messenger RNA from Camellia sinensis, 459 nucleotides. Lineage: Eukaryota; Viridiplantae; Streptophyta; Magnoliopsida; Ericales; Theaceae. The record is from RefSeq and is a predicted model, not a curated record.